AUGGCGACAGGAGGGACGGACAUGGCACUGGCGACGGUGACGGCCAAUUGCCUCUACUCAGGAGUGGUGGAGGAGCUCUCGCUGGGCAUGGGCUUGCUGCGGAAGAAGAAGAACAAGUGGAGCGAGCGGGUGGCUGUCCUCACCACGCACUUUGAUGAUGAUCCGAGGGCUUCCUCUGCAGACUCGCUCUAUCUGCUGUGGUACAAGCCAGAGGCCUACAACUCGCCACCUAUCGGCUACCUCCGCCUCAACCCGGCCUGCAUCGCCGGUCCGGCCUGGUCUGUCACCGGUGAGACCACCGCAUGGGGCCUUGCUCUCCCGGCUGCAUAUCUCAACUUUGCCUCGUCGGUCCUCUCGCCUGCCGCCGCAAAGGCCUCCACAAAGACCAUCCGUAAGACCUCGAUGCUCACCGAAAAGCGCAAGAACUCCGACUCGGCCGGCCUGCUCACGCUCUACUUCCGCUGCUCCGACUCGGCGCAGUGCGCAAAGUGGAUUCGCCUCCUGGCGCUUGCCACCACUCGGACAGAGUCUCUGUCCGACAUCACCGAGCGGCCUGAUGCCAGUCCGGCCGAGCUCGCCGCGGCAAUGGAGCGCUUUGACCGCCCGCGUGUCGUCGCCUCCAUCCGCGCCUUUCUCGAUGCCUCGGCUGAGAACGGGGUUGCCUCGGGUGGAGACUCGGCGUCGAGCUCGCCGUCCAAGGCGGCCUACGACACGUUGCUCAGCCCCGACGGGCCGUCGCAUGACGGCAGCGGCGAAAUUGCCGAUCGCGUCCGGCUGCAGCGGCUCUCGGUCCUGCCAGCCGCCGACAUGGUUGGCUAUGCCUCGUACUUGCAGCUGUCAUCGGACGGCUCGGCGUGGCGCACCUUUUACGCUGUCCUCCGCGGGCAAGUUCUUUACUUUUACGACAAGGAGGGCACCGGCCAGGCAUCACUCUUCUCGGUUCCUACGCUGCAGACUGUGGCCAAGCCUGUGGGUUCCGCCUAUGGUCUGUACGUGUUUGCGCUGGCGCCGGCGGUGGCCACCGGCGCGGUGGCGCGGGUCUUGCUCAAAGCGCCGUCGGCGUGGGAGUACUACUGCUGGCGGGUGACGGUGGCGCAGUCGGCGGCCUUUGAGCCGAUUGUGGUUCCGCAGCUCUCGCACCCCGAGGAUCUUUUCCUCAAGCGGACGGCGCAUUUUGCGUCGGACGCCUUUGUGGCUUCGCAGAGCGGGAAGAAGACGAUCUGGUCACCGCGAUACCUCAUGCUCGCGGGCUUUCGGCUGUAUGUCUUUGAGAGCAAGUCGGCCAUCAAGCCGCUGGCGACCCGGUUAGUGGUGGCCAACGCUGUUAUCGAGACCCGCGGCGACGGCGUUGACGGCGCCGGUGCGGUGGCCGUCCGUCUUGUCCUCGACGGCCUUGAAAAUGACCUGGUGUUCUUUGCCCCCGACACUGAGCUCACCGCAGAGUGGUUCCGCCUCUUGGACGCUGGGUCUAAGGGCCAGCUGCUUUCGCCGACCGAGGCCGCUACGGUCGCCGAACCCGAGCUGGUCAAGGUCUCGCUUGCGGCCGACUCAUCGCACUACAAGCGUAUGUCGACCCGCUUAUCGUUUGCGCCGAUGGGCAUGGCUUCGGGCUCGAUGUCGUCUAUGCCUGACGACCCCGAGUUCUCGCUCUUUGUCUCGGAUCUUAGUGCGGACAUUGGUGGAUUCUCGUUCUCGGUUUCUGCGCCCGGCUUGGCGAGCCCCCCAAUGGCGGUGCCGCAGAGCCCGCACCUUGUUGGCCCACCGCCGGCGAGCCGGUCGGCACUGGACGUGGUUCCUGUGCGGUCACCAUCGCUCAACGCGCCAGUGCCGGCGCACACCGCCACCGCGCGCCAGAUUAUCUCGGGCAAGCGCGACUCGGAGCUCUCGCUCGACAAAGUGUCGAGCUUGCUUAAGGCAUGGUCGCGCCACGAGAAGCGCAAGCGCGGGCUCCCGGUUCCCGAGUCCGACUCGGACUCGUGCGAGUAUGAGUACGAGGACGUCGACCUCUACGAGUACGAGGAAGUUACCGACGACGGCGACGACGACGACUCUGCCGGCUCCGGCUCGACGGUUGAAGGCGACACAGCGCCGCCGCACGUCCGCAGAGCUAACGGUCUCGACGACGACGAUGACGACGACGGGGCGUCGUCGGGCUCGACGGUCGAAGGCGACACAGCGCCGCCUGUGGCCCUCGAUCUGAGCGUGCUCGACGCAAUUGCGGCCGAAAUGGAAAAGGCAACUGGCCAGCCCUCACAGAUUGCGCAGACUGCGAGCCCUGAAGUGGGCUCGGACUCUCGCAGCGUCACGGCACACGGCACGCUCGUCCGCGACACAAGCCCCAGAGUCGUCGCUGCCUACGAUGAGCCGUCGACGGGCGCAGCACCCAAGAGCAGGCAAGGGACCUUCAAGCGGGUGCAUAAGGGCACCAUUCGGCGGCGGGUGCCCAAGGGCCGAGCCCAGGGCGGACCGGUGGCGCGGCAGGGUGUCGACGAGAGCGCGAUCGAUUUUCUCAAGCGUGAAGAGUCGUCGCGUGCUGCGCGGCGUGCUGCGCGUGCCGAGCGGCUGGCCGAGCUGAUGGACUCGGACGAAGCGUAG
Thecamonas trahens ATCC 50062 is the source of this 2595-nucleotide messenger RNA. RefSeq lists its product as uncharacterized. Lineage: Eukaryota; Apusomonadida; Apusomonadidae. The record is from RefSeq and is a predicted model, not a curated record. Bases 1 to 2595 code for a protein of 864 amino acids. The transcript has 2 exons.